UCACGUGACCUCUCUGUUUACCAAAAUGGUGAUCCUCUCUUUUUCAAACGAUUUUUAACUAAUUUAGCCACCUCCCGUAAAAUUUUCAGCACUAAAAAAAUUUAUUUUCGUCAGUGAAAUUUCAAAAUUUAUUUGAUAGGUUUAACCAUAAUUUUAAAGAAGCCAAAUGUUACGCAUGAAUGCACUCUGGAAUCUCUCCUUAUAGAGUGUAAUCUGCAUUGUUUCUCUUUGAUUUCCUAUCUUUUUCUCAUUGUUUAUACUUAUAAAAGUCAAAAAUUAUGAAACAAGCGGAAUUCAUUGAUGUUCGUCAGUGCGGUUAAAGUUGUUUUUCAUCAACGACCGAUUAUUAUCAUCGCAGGAUACAAAUCAAUUUCAAGAUUCUAUUUCUAAUGAAGAAAAAAAAACAUUCGAGGCUUGGAUAUGACUAGAAUUUGUGGGGAAAAAAAAUUACGACCUAAUAAUAUUGACACGAAUGGAAAAAAAAUCUCACUUGAAAUUGAGAUGGUGACCGAAGUUGUCCAAUUACCUUCCAAUUGAUAUGUUAUUCACUACAAAAAGUUGUGACUGCAGGUGAUCUCAAAUGCUGGUUAUCAGGGGCGCAAUAAAAGGCAUCUAAAUGUCGCUCCGCAUCCUAGUAUAGCAUCACCUGCAACGGCCAGGAGUUAUCUAAUCAUGGCCACCAAUCAAGUGGAUUACCAGUGGGCUUAUUCUAUAAUGGACUCGUCCAGGGUAUCCACUUUUUUAAUAUCGAUACUGCUGAUUGUUUAUGGCAGUUUUCGAUCUCUGAAUAUGGAGCAAGAAGCAAGAGAACGGGAAAAAGAGAAGGAGAGAAAUAAUCUUUUAUCUGGUAUUCCAAACACUGGAAAUGGAGAAAAUUCAGGGGGAAGUGUGCAGACAUUAGAUACAAUGCAUGCUCUUUGUCUACCUCUUGGUGCUUCCAUAUCGCUGCUCGUCAUGUUUUUCUUUUUUGACAGUAUGCAGAUGCUGUUUGCAAUUUGCACAGCGAUUAUAGCCACUGUUGCACUGGCAUUUCUUCUGUUACCAAUGUGUCAGUAUAUAAUUCGUCCCUGUUCAGACGGUAAUAAAAUAUCAUUUGGCGUCUGUGGAAGGUUCACGGGAGCAGAAUUAUUAUCAUUUUCAUUGAGUGUCAGCAUAGUUUGUAUAUGGGUACUGACUGGUCAUUGGUUACUCAUGGAUGCUAUGGGAAUGGGUCUGUGCGUUGCAUUUAUAGCUUUCGUCCGACUCCCUAGUCUCAAGGUUUCCACGUUGCUUCUCACAGGACUUUUAAUCUACGAUGUCUUUUGGGUCUUUUUUUCAUCUUACAUAUUCAGCACAAAUGUUAUGGUUAAGGUAGCUACACGUCCUGCGGAUAAUCCAGUGGGUUUGGUUGCUAGGAGAUUUCACUUGGGAAGUGUUGCAAGAGAAGCGCCAAAAUUAUCAUUACCUGGAAAAUUAGUAUUCCCAUCGAUGCAUCAGUCGGGACAUUUUUCAAUGUUGGGUCUUGGCGAUGUUGUGAUGCCAGGACUUUUACUUUGCUUUGUAUUAAGAUACGAUGCAUAUAAAAAGACUCAAUUAAUGCCCGGUGGUUGUGAGGCGGGCGUACCUCCACCUCGACAUCUCAGUCGCAUCAGCUACUUCCAUUGCUCUCUCAUUGGUUAUUUUCUUGGUCUACUUACUGCCACAGUCAGCUCCGAGGUGUUCAAAGCUGCACAGCCUGCCUUAUUGUACCUCGUGCCCUUUACAUUAUUGCCAUUGCUCACAAUGGCAUAUUUAAAGGGGGAUUUACGUCGAAUGUGGAGUGAACCUUUCAUAUCUCAAGUACCAACAAAACACAUGGAGGUUUGACAGCUCUCUAUGCAUUCUCGCAAUUUCUAUUGGACAUGUUCUUAUAAGCAUCUCAUUCAUUUUUUACAUCAGUAUCAUUUCUACGUAAGUAAUCCUCUCGUUUCAUCCUAGAUGAGACAUUUUUUUAUUCUCGUCAUUAAGAUGUUAACGUAAUUUACAUCAACAGAAAAAAAUGAACAAGGACUGUAUGUAACUAUAGGUAUAUAUAUUAUUAUUAUUCAGUGAUUUAUUUAAUUUUACAUAGCCUGUUAAAAAAGAGAGUGGAGUAACAAAAAAGAAAGUGUUGUCAUUUAAAGAAAAGCGAACAAAUAAGAAAAUCGAACAAAAAGAAAAAAGAAAAAUUGAACGAAAUUAUUAUUAAUAGGUAUUGUAAUCAGACAUAAGGAAUUAUUUCAUAUUAAAAUAUAUACGAUAUGAGAGUCAUAUCGUGUUCUUAAAUACGAAUUUUAUGAUAUACGAUUAGUGGAAAAUUUUUGAUGCUUGUUAAUUCCUUUUAUUCUAGUUGUAGAGAAAAGAUAAAAAAAACAAUUUUCGGAUUUAAAAUCUUGUUGAAUAUUUACAGUUUUAUGUGAUCAUGAAAAAAAAGUUUUUAGAACAAAAAAAAAGAACUAAGUGUGUACAAAAGUAUUCACUAAAUAUGGAUUCACUAAAUACCAUGAAGGAAAUUUUGUGGAUAUAUUACCAAUUUGAAAAAUUAUGUUUCCAUAUGUGAAUAUGAACUGUAUUUAAUUUUUGAAAUCCUUUUAUUUUCAAAAAAAACUCCACUCUAAACGUUGUUAUUAGUAUAUUAUAUAUUAUAUAUAUUGAUAUAAA
Messenger RNA from Leptopilina heterotoma, 2658 nucleotides. RefSeq names its product signal peptide peptidase-like 3 (gene SppL). The record is from RefSeq and is a predicted model, not a curated record. Gene Ontology annotation, molecular function: aspartic endopeptidase activity, intramembrane cleaving. Gene Ontology annotation, biological process: membrane protein proteolysis. Lineage: Eukaryota; Metazoa; Arthropoda; Insecta; Hymenoptera; Figitidae. The transcript is spliced from 7 exons. The coding region runs from base 673 to 1845 and encodes 390 amino acids. Gene Ontology annotation, cellular component: Golgi-associated vesicle membrane; lumenal side of endoplasmic reticulum membrane; cytoplasmic side of endoplasmic reticulum membrane.